Messenger RNA from Sander lucioperca (pikeperch), 1756 nucleotides. RefSeq names its product abhydrolase domain containing 4, N-acyl phospholipase B (gene abhd4). The transcript has 8 exons. Lineage: Eukaryota; Metazoa; Chordata; Actinopteri; Perciformes; Percidae. Gene Ontology annotation, molecular function: phosphatidylcholine lysophospholipase A1 activity. Bases 162 to 1280 code for a protein of 372 amino acids. The record is from RefSeq and is a predicted model, not a curated record. Gene Ontology annotation, cellular component: lipid droplet.
AUCUUCACAAUAGACCAUCUUUGUAUUCGGUCAGCUGAUCUAUAAACGACUUAUAAAACAUCAGAAACUAGCCUACAGACACAGAGGUGUACAUUUCAAAGCAGAUACAGAGAACCGUGUUGUCAACCUCAUAACUUGAUGUAACCGAAUGUAGUUAACCAAUGGAGCCUGCUACAACACACACAGCUCCGAUACAGGCCGAUUGCGAAACAGAGCCAAGUUCUGUGACUUCAGUCUGGAGCUGGUGGCCUUCCUGGCGUCCAACCUCCAUGUCCCUUUUAAAAACUACAGAGUCCAAGAUUCUUGCUUGUAUUCAGAAUGACCUAUGGGCUCGGUUUGUGACCCUGCCAAACCAGGAUCGAAUAUGGACUCUGACCCUCACCAACAAGGCAGUGCGCAAACCUGCAGAACAGGCCCACAAGACUCCCCUGGUGAUGGUCCACGGUUUUGGAGGAGGGGUGGGCCUGUGGAUCAGGAACAUGGACACGCUGAGUCGGUCACGGCCUGUUUACGCCUUUGACCUCCUGGGCUUUGGUAGGAGCUCCAGGCCUACCUUCCCCUCAGAUGCUGCCAAGGCAGAGGAACAGUUUGUUGACUCUAUUGAGCAGUGGAGACAGUCUGUAGGCCUGGAGAACAUGAUUCUGCUGGGGCACAGUCUGGGGGGUUACCUGGCUACCUCCUAUGCUAUCCAGUACCCUUCUAGAGUGUCACAUCUUAUCCUGGUGGACCCCUGGGGUUUCCCUGAGCGACCCGAGACACAAACCCAAGAGGGUCAAGGACAGGGGACAGAAGUGGGGAAGAGGCCACCCCUUCCACGCUGGGUAAAAGCUAUUGCAGCAGUGGUUUCCCUUUUCAACCCACUGGCUGUCAUUAGAGCAGCAGGCCCAUGGGGUCCGGGCUUGGUGAACAGGUUCCGUCCUGAUUUCAAAAGGAAAUUUGAAGAUCUGUUUGAGGAUGACACUAUGACGCAGUACAUUUACCACUGUAACGCACAAACCCCAAGUGGUGAGGUGGGUUUCCGGGCCAUGUCAGAGUCUCUGGGCUGGGCCAAGAGGCCCAUGCUUCAGCGGGUUCACCAGCUGCCCCCCUCUAUGCCCCUCACCAUGCUGUAUGGAGCACAAUCCUGGGUGGGCAGCUCGUCUGGGGACAAAGUGGCUCAGAUUAGGGACCAGGCCCACACCAAAGUGCUGCUGAUAGAUGAUGCUUCUCACCAUGUGUAUGCUGAUCAACCAGAGGAGUUCAACAGAGUGGUAGAAAAUGUAUGUAACUCUGUUAACUGAUGUGUGUGUGUGUGUGUGUGUGUGUGUGUGUGUGUGUGUGUGUGUGUGUGUGUGUGUGUGUGUGUGUGUGUGUGUGUGUGUGUGUGUGUGUGUGUGUGUGUGUGUGUGUGUGUGUGUGUGUGUGUGUGUGAAAGGGCUGUCAAUUCAUGGCGCUUUUAGAGCUGUAACCUUUGCCUGUGGAUCAUGCUGGAUGGUUUUGUGUUGGGGCGUAUCAAGACAUGUUGUAGCUCAACAUGAGUUUGAAUGUUAUUUUGUUCUAAAUCCUGUUGUCAUAGUAACAGGUUAUUGAUAUUAUUGUAGUAAAGUUCUCUAGUCAUUUGUAAGCUGAUAUGUUUGUUUUUUCAAUUUAGGAUUGUUACUAAAUGAUUUAUUUAUAACAUGAUUGUAUUUGUCAUACAGAGUAAUCAUUGAUCUUCUUAAUUCAGUGCUAAAUUAUGUUGCCAAUUGUUAUAAGUGACUAAGUGAGACACGCACAC